AUGGGUUUCUUCCACACCUUUUGUUCUCACCGUCUUCUCGGACUACCACCUACAAAUCUCCUAUUCGUUAACCCUUUGUCCUGUCGGCUACUAACCACCGUUUUGUUUCUCUAUUGUCCAUCACUUCUUCUUUCACCUCCUCCGUUCCAGAACCCUCUGCAUCUCCCACCUCCCACCAGUAUUCGAUACACUUUGACGGUGCUUCCGCCGCACCUCCAAUCGAUUCGACACCUCCAGCCGAUUUCAUCACAAGAAAUAGUCGUUCCGAUUGGGGAAAUGCCAGAGCUGCGCAGUGGAGUACGUCGUGCCCGUGCUUCUCCUGUAGUCGACAAGAAGAGAGGUGUCAGCUCGCCGAAGGCUGCGGCGGGGAAGAAACGAUCGGAGCAAUUGGUUGGUAAGUACGUCAAAACUCGAGCGGCUGUGGCGACUUUGGUUAAGGUGAAACAACAGAAGAAUCCGCGGCGGCAGACCAAGCAGACAAAGGAGGAGAAAGAGGGUUUAGCACCACCCACGUUGGUUAUUGUUUCCGAAACAGAGGAGAGAGGAAAAGAAACAGUCAAAGAAGUACGGAUGGGGGAUAGCGGCGGAUUGAGCGCUAACAAGGUUACCGGCCAGGAGGAAGAAGGAAAUACUGCCCCUUUUCCUGAGAGGGUUCAAGUAGGUGGAUCACCACAAUAUAAGGUUGAGAGGAAGCUAGGCAAAGGUGGUUUUGGUCAGGUAUUUGUAGGUCGCCGUGUUUCUGGUGGAACUGAACGAAUAUCAGGUCCUGGAGCCAUGGAGGUAGCUCUUAAAUUUGAGCACAAAAACAGCAAAGGCUGCAGUUAUGGUCCUCCAUACGAGUGGCAAGUUUACAACACUCUAGGUGGCAGUCACGGUGUGCCUAAAGUACAUUAUAAAGGAAAACAAGGAGAGUACUAUGUGAUGGUCAUGGACAUGCUUGGACCUAGUCUAUGGGAUGUUUGGAAUUCUUCUGGCCAAUCGAUGUCAUCUGAAAUGGUAGCUUGUAUAGCUGUGGAAGCUUUGUCAAUUUUGGAUAAGCUGCAUGCAAGAGGUUACGUGCAUGGAGAUGUAAAGCCAGAGAACUUUUUACUUGGCCAGCCAUCAACAUCUCAAGAAAAGAAAUUAUUUCUUGUUGACCUGGGGUUGGCAACAAAGUGGCGAGAGACUGCUAAUGGUCAACAUGUUGACUACGACCAACGGCCUGACAUGUUCAGGGGAACAGUUAGAUAUGCUAGUGUGCAUGCACACUUGGGUAGGACUGCAAGUAGAAGAGAUGAUCUGGAAUCUCUUGCAUAUACACUCAUAUUUCUUCAUCGAGGCAGGCUUCCUUGGCAAGGGUAUCAGGGUGACAAUAAAUCGUUUCUAGUGUGCAAGAAGAAAAUGGCGACAUCUCCUGAAAUGUUGUGUGUCUUUUGCCCUGCACCUGUAAGGCAGUUUCUGGAGAUAGUUGUGAAUAUGAAGUUUGAUGAAGAACCAAACUAUUCGAAGCUAAUUUCUUUGUUUGAGGGACUAAUAGGACCCAAUCCUGCUAUAAGGCCCAUAAACACAGAUGGUGCUCAAAAGAUCAUCUGUCAAGUUGGUCAAAAACGGGGCAGAUUGAAUCUUGAUGAGGAUGAUGAUGGACAGCCUUCAAAGAAAAUCCGAAUGGGAGUCCCUGCAACACAGUGGAUUUCAAUUUACAAUGCCAGGCUACCAAUGAAACAAAGGUACCAUUACAAUGUUGCAGAUGCAAGAUUAAGCCAACAUGUUGAGAGAGGAAAUGCUGAUGGCUUACUUAUAAGCUGUGUGUCAUCUUGUUCCAACUUAUGGGCUUUGAUAAUGGAUGCCGGGACAGGGUUUUCAAGCCAAGUUUAUGAACUGUCUCCUUUCUUCUUACACAAGGAAUGGAUUAUGGAACAAUGGGAGAAGAACUAUUACAUCAGCUCCAUUGCUGGUGCUAACAAUGGAAGCUCUCUGGUGGUUAUGUCAAAAGGGACACAGUACUCUCAACAGUCUUACAAAGUUAGCGACUCGUUCCCUUUCAAGUGGAUAAACAAGAAAUGGAGAGAAGGGUUUCAUGUGACAUCCAUGGCAACCGCGGGUACCCGCUGGGGUGUUGUCAUGUCCCGUAAUGCUGGCUUCAGUGAUCAGGUGGUGGAGCUUGACUUUUCUAUAUCCAAUGUGCCUCGCCACAAGCCUGGCGAUGAAACACAGGAAACCUUACGCACAUCACAGUUUCCAAGCACACAUGUUAAGGAGAAGUGGGCUAAAAAUUUGUAUCUUGCCUGCAUUUGCUAUGGAAGAACUGUGUCUUGAAUCAUGAUGAUGAUGUGUGCAGAGAGAGAGGGUAGAGGACAGAGGACAGAGGUGGUGUGUAAAGUGUUUGUUGUAAACUCAUGUGUUGUUGUGAAUCAAGGACACCAGUGGUGGUCCAGAUUCUGAGUAGUCAACUAGUCUAGUCUUGAUGUUGAUGUUGACCCACCCAUAUUUAUAAUAUUGUUGUUUUGUAGCUGUACCUAAUCGCUGGUUAUAUGUAUGCCAUUGUGAUUGUAUGUGUUAAGCUUUGCUUCAAGGAAAGC
Messenger RNA from Lactuca virosa, 2558 nucleotides. The record is from the annotation of a GenBank genome assembly. Lineage: Eukaryota; Viridiplantae; Streptophyta; Magnoliopsida; Asterales; Asteraceae.